AUGGGCACCCGGCAGACCAAGGGCAGCCUGGCAGAGCGAGCCGGCCCCGGCGCGGCGCCCGGCCCCCGGCGCGAGCGGCCCGACUUCUGGGCGUCGCUGCUGCUGCGCGCCGGGGACAAGGCGGGGCGCGCGGGAGCGGGCGCGGGGCUGCCCCCCUACCACCGCCGCGUCGGCAUGGUCCAGGAGCUGCUGCGGAUGGUGCGCCAGGGCCGGCGGGAGGAGGCGGGGACGCUGCUGCAGCACCUGCGCCAGGACCUGGGCAUGGAGUCAACCUCGCUGGACGACGUCCUGUACCGCUACGCCAGCUUCAGGAACCUGGUGGACCCCAUCACGCACGACCUCAUCAUCAGCCUGGCCCGCUACAUCCACUGCCCCAAGCCGGAGGGCGAUGCUCUGGGGGCCAUGGAGAAGCUGUGCCGGCAGCUGACGUACCACCUCAGCCCCCACUCCCAGUGGAGGCGCCACCGCGGGCUGGUGAAGAGGAAGCCCCAGGCCUGCCUCAAGGCGGUCCUGGCCGGGAGCCCUCCAGACAACACGGUGGACCUGUCAGGCAUCCCGCUGACCUCCCGUGACCUGGAACGGGUGACCAGCUACCUGCAGCGCUGCGGGGAGCAGGUGGAUAGCGUGGAGCUGGGCUUCACGGGCCUCACGGAUGACAUGGUUCUGCAGCUGCUGCCGGCGCUCAGCACGCUGCCCCGGCUGACCACACUGGCCCUCAACGGCAACCGGCUGACGCGGGCCCUGCUGCGCGACCUCACCGACGCCCUCAGAGACCCCAGGAAGUUCCCCAGCGUCACGUGGAUCGACCUGGGCAACAAUGUGGACAUCUUCUCGCUGCCCCAGCCCUUCCUGCUCAGCCUACGCAAGCGCUCCCCCAAGCAGGGCCACCUGCCUACCAUCCUGGAGCUGGGCGAGGGCCCGGGCAGUGGGCACGAGACCCAGGACGAGGCCCUGGGCCCAGAGGAUCCCGGAGGGGGCCCUGAAACCCCCACGAGAGACCAGGAGGGCAGGGAAACUGUAGGUGCAACCCAGACGUGA
Molecule: messenger RNA, 1038 nt
Organism: Rangifer tarandus platyrhynchus (Svalbard reindeer)
Lineage: Eukaryota; Metazoa; Chordata; Mammalia; Artiodactyla; Cervidae
Source: the annotation of a GenBank genome assembly